AUGGACGGCCCUGAUCAGAUCGGACCGGACUAUCGUCCAAAGCGCACCGUUGGCGAUCAAGUACGGGCAAUUGUUAAAAAGUUUACCACCAGGGAAGGCCUCAUCGGCGACUAUGACUAUGCCCACCUCUUUACUCCCCGGCUUCCUUUCACCAAGCAGAAGCGCAAGUCGGCUCCAUUUUUCGGCCUCGAGGAUCGCGUGCCGGUUCUGCUUGCCCUGAUUCUAGGAUUGCAACAUGCGCUGGCUAUGCUAGCAGGUGUGAUAUCGCCACCGAUUCUGCUAGGCGGGACAGCCGGUGUCAACUUUGGAGAGGUGGAGUAUCAAUACCUCGUUAGCACAUCGUUGAUUGUGUCCGGGCUUCUCUCUGCGGUCCAAAUGUUUCGAUUCCAUAUCAAAGGCACAAAAUACUAUAUCGGAACCGGGCUCUUGUCUGUAGUUGGCACAUCUUUCGCUACUAUCACGGUCGCCCAAGGAGCUUUUGCACAGAUGUAUAAAACCGGCUACUGCCCCACCGCAGCGGACGGAACGAGACUGCCUUGCCCCAAGGGCUAUGGCGCCCUUCUCGGAACCUCGUGUCUUUGCUCCUUGCUCGAAAUUGGCUUGUCUUUCAUGAGCAGCCGUGUCUUGGCGCGCAUCUUCCCUCCGCUUGUGACCGGACCAACUGUGCUAUUGAUCGGUGCCUCGCUGAUCAUGACAGCUAUGGAGGACUGGGCUGGUGGCUCUGGCUGCGGUCCUUCGCCGCGAGCUAUGUGUCCGAGUGCCAGUGCCCCGCAUGCAUUGCCAUGGGGAAGCCCGCAGUUCAUUGGACUGGGAUUCCUGGUCUUUGUGACUAUUAUUCUGUGCGAGCGAUUCGGUCCCCCCAUCCUGAAGAGCUGUGCCGUGGUAGUUGGACUUCUCGUUGGAUCGAUUGUCGCAGCUGCGACAAAUUAUUUCGAGUCCAGCGGGAUUACUGCUGCUCCCGUUGCUUCAUUCGCGUGGGUGCACACCUUCCCUCUAUCCAUCUACGCUCCUUUGAUCUUGCCGCUGCUUGCUUUAUACAUUGUCAUCAUGAUGGAGUCUAUCGGUGAUAUCACGGCCACCUGUGAUGUAUCCCGACUGCAAGUCGAGGGUGAGACCUUUGACUCUCGUAUCCAGGGAGGUGUUCUCGGAAACGGCCUCACUUGUCUGAUUGCCGGUCUGAUGACUAUCAGCCCCAUGUCAGUGUUUGCGCAGAACAACGGUGUGAUUGCUCUUACCAAAUGCGCAAACCGCACUGCCGGGUACUGCUGCUGCUUCUUCUUGGUUAUCAUGGGAGUUUUCUCCAAAUUCGCCGCCGCUCUGGUAUCCAUCCCCAGUGCUGUGCUGGGCGGCAUGACCGCCUUUCUGUUCUCAUCAGUGGCCGUCUCCGGUAUCCGAAUCAUUGCAUCGGUUGACUUCACUCGCCGUAACCGGUUUGUUAUCACUGCGAGCUUUGCCCUUGGCAUGGGUAUCACUCUCGUGCCAGAAUGGUGGCAAUAUUUCUUCUCCUACAAUGGCGAUAAUCGGUCCCUCCAAGGUCUCUUGAAUGCAGUCGACCUGGUCAUGACCAAUGGGUUUGCGGUGACAGCUAUUGCGGGAGUUAUCCUGAAUUUGCUCCUCCCCAACGAGCCAGAUGAGAUUCCCUUGCUCAGUUCGGCGGAAUCCGAAGACUACCAGGUCGAGCAACCUGUGGUCCCUCAUAGCUCUGGAAAGGAGCCCAUUGCUGUAUAA
This is a messenger RNA of Penicillium chermesinum, 1728 nucleotides long. Its product is annotated as nucleobase:cation symporter-2 family protein. Gene Ontology annotation, cellular component: fungal-type vacuole; membrane. Gene Ontology annotation, biological process: xanthine transport; transmembrane transport. Lineage: Eukaryota; Fungi; Ascomycota; Eurotiomycetes; Eurotiales; Aspergillaceae. The record is from RefSeq and is a predicted model, not a curated record. Gene Ontology annotation, molecular function: xanthine transmembrane transporter activity. Bases 1 to 1728 code for a protein of 575 amino acids. The transcript has 4 exons.